AUGGAUUAUCCUCCUGACCUCAAAAGUGGACCUGUGACCUCAAUCCUACGGAGGGGGAGCCAGAGAGCAGCAAUUCUAGCACCCAGCUGUUUGUCUAUGAAGAGUGAUGGGUCCAUGGAUUAUCCUCCUGACCUCAAAAGUGGACCUGUGACCUCAGUCCUACGUGACCAGAAGAAGCCUGUAAACAUUUCUAAAGAAAAGCUGGAGUCAGUGUUCAAGGAGCUGGAGGACAAAAUCAUCUCUCUGGUGAAGAAUGAGCUGAAGAGAUUUAAGAAUCUACUGAGCUCAGAUUACCCAGCAUGCACUGAGAGACAGGUGGAGGAUGAGGAGGAUCAGAGCAGUGUCAGAGAGGGGGCACUGAAGAUCACACUGCACGUCCUGAGGAAGAUGAACCGGACAGACCUCGCUAACACACUACUGACCAAACUGGCCCCUGCUUGCCACAGAAAGCUCAAAUCCAAACUGAGGGACAAAUGUCAGAAGAUUCAUGAAGGAAUCUCACAGCAGGGAACCACAGCACUUCUGAAUGAGAUCUACACAGAGCUCUACAUCACAGAGGGAGGGAGCGGAGAGGUCAAUAAUGAGCAUGAGGUGAGACAGAUUGAGACAUCGUCCAGGAGACCAGCAACACAGGAGACACCCAUCAAAUGCAGUGACAUCUUUAGACCCUUACCAGGACAAGACAAAGCCAUCAGAACUGUGCUGACUAAAGGAGUGGCUGGAAUUGGCAAAACAGUCUCUGUGCAGAAGUUCAUACUGGACUGGUCUGAAGGAAAUGUAAAUCAGGAUGUUCUCUUCAGAUUCCCACUUCCUUUUAGGGAGCUGAAUUUGCUGAAGGAGAAAAAGUUCAGUCUGGUGGAGCUUCAUCACUUUUUUCCAGAAACAUGUGAAUUAAAACCUAAACAUUAUACAAACUACAAAAUUCUGUUCAUCUUUGAUGGUCUGGAUGAGUGUAGACUUCCUCUAGAUUUCCAGAACAAUGAGAGAUCGUGGGAUGUAACGUCGACCUCAGUGGAUGUGCUGCUGACAAACCUCAUCAAGGGGAAUCUGCUUCCCUUUGCUCUUCUUUGGAUAACCUCUCGACCAGCAGCAGCCAAUCAGAUCCCUCCUGAGUGUGUUGACCAGGUAACAGAGGUAAGAGGGUUCAGUGAACCACAGAAAGAGGAGUAUUUCAAGAAGAGAAUCAGUGAUCAGGGCCUGGCCAACAGAAUCAUCACACACAUGAAGUCGUCAAAAAGCCUCUACAUCAUGUGCCACAUUCCAGUCUUUUGUUGGAUUGCAGCCACUGUUUUAGAGAGAAUGUUGGGUGAAGCAGAGAGUGGAGAGAUCCCCAAGACUCUGACUCAGAUGUUCACACACUUCCUGAUCUUUCAGCUCAGACACAAGGAUCAAAAGUAUGGACAAAGUAUGAAAGGACAAAAAGGUCCCACUCACCCAGGUCACAUGAGAGAACAUGUUUUGGCACUGGGAAAACUGGCUUUCCAACAGCUAGAAAAAGGCAACCUGAUAUUCUAUGAGGAAGAUCUGAGAAACAGUGGCAUUGAUGUCAGAGAAAUGACAGUGUAUUCAGGAAUGUGCGCUCAGAUCUUCAGAGAGGAGUUUGAGCUACAGCUGGGGAAGUCAUUCAGCUUUGUUCAUCUGAGUGUUCAGGAGUUUCUGGCUGCUGUAUAUGUUUGUCCUUCAUCCACCAAUACCAAUGUGCUGCAACAGACAUACUCUGGAUUUUUCAGUAUUUUCAAAACCCCAAUGUCUGUCUUCCUCAACAGUGCAGUGGACAAGGCCUUACAUAGUCAAAAUGGACACCUGGACCUUUUCCUCCGCUUCCUUCUGGGUCUCUCACUGGAGUCCAAUCAGACUCUCUUACGAGGCCUACUGACAAAGCGAGGAAGAUGCUCACACAGCAGAGAGGAAACAGUCAAGUAUAUCAAGGAGAAGAUCAGUGAGAAUCCCUCUCCAGAGAAAUCCAUCAAUCUGUUCCACUGUCUGAAUGAACUGAAUGAUCAUUCUCUAGUGCAGGAAGUCCAAACAUACCUGAGCAGAGGAGGUAACAGUAGUCUCCAUGGAGCCAGACUGUCUCCUGCUCAGUGGUCAGCUCUGGUGUUUGUGUUGCUGAACUCUGAAGAGGAGCUGGAUGAGUUUGACCUGAGGAAAUAUGACCCAUCAGAGGACUGUCUACUGAGACUGCUGCCAGUGGUCAAAGCAUCCAGAAAAGCCAUACUAUCUGGCUGUGGUCUCACAGAAGAGUCUUGCAAAUCCCUCACAUCAGUUCUACAAACAGAAAACUCCAGAGAGCUGGAGAUGAAUAAUAAUGAUCUGCAGAAUUCAGGAGUGGAGCAGCUCUGUGCUGGACUGAAGAGUUCAUACUGUAAACUGGAGAUUCUCAGUAUAGCUACCUGUAAUCUUGGGGAAAACACUUGUGAAAAUUUGGCAUCAGCUUUGCAACUGCCAAACUCCCUCCUGAGGGAACUGGACCUAAGUAACAAUGACCUGAACAAUUCAGGAGUGGAGCAGUUCUCUGCUGGACUGAAGAGUUCACACUAUAAACUGGAGUUACUCAGGAGAGAUUUACUGUCUGGUUGUUUGGUCACAGAGGAAGGCUGUUCUUCUCUGGCUUCAGCUCUGAGGUCAAACCCCCCUCACCUGAAAGAACUGGACCUGAUGUACAACCACCCAGGAGAGUCAGGAGUGAAGCUGCUCUCUGCUAGACUGGAGGAUCUCCACUGUAGACUGGACACACUCAGGCACCUUGUAUGUGUCCGUGGCCUCAAUGGACAUGCGGGCGUGCACGUCCACCCCGGUUCCAGACGUGCUACCUCCCCCAACGGUCCUCCACUCGCCUGCCACUCUAGGAGCAUCCCAGCAACGUUUGGGUAUCGACUAGGGAUUCAAUGGCCCAGCGUCAGCCACCUUGUCCAGGCCGUGUGCCUGGCGCUUUGUCGACUUCACCUGGCUGGUCAGACCAUCAUCAGGGUGAACAGGAACAAAAAGCAGGAACAGGAUGUUCUGCGCCUGAGCGUUGGCCAGUCCAACACACCCAUGUUGGCCCUGAAACCUCUCCCUCCCGCGCUGAGUAAGCUCCCAGAGCGUCUGACUCACGGGCACCCUGCUUUUGACUUUAACAUCCAGCAGGAUGUGUCUGGAGAUCCUCCUAAUCUGCAGUGCCAUGGCACCUUGUACGUGUCCGUGGCCUCAAUGGACAUGCAGGGGUGCACGUCCGCCCCGGUUCCAGACGUGCUACCUCCCCCAGCGGUCCUCCACUCGCCUGCCACUCUAGGAGUAUCCCAGCGACGGCUCAAGGCCCGCACCCCCAAGAAAUUCUUGGGGGUGUUCCCCUCCACUUCCGGGGUGGACACAGACACCAGUCACGGUCCUCUCCCCAAUCUCCUGGGAUCCAGGCAGCAGGGGAAGCUGCGUCGUCCAGAGGAACUUAGUGGCCCCUACCGGCAAGACAACCUAGAACAGAUGUCGGCUGAGCAGUGUGACAACCAUUAG
Messenger RNA from Electrophorus electricus (electric eel), 3492 nucleotides. NCBI's taxonomy places the organism in Eukaryota, Metazoa, Chordata, Actinopteri, Gymnotiformes, Gymnotidae. The record is from RefSeq and is a predicted model, not a curated record.